GGCUAAUUUCGUCUACUCUAGAGUCUAGACAGUCAACACUAUUAGUUUUUGUGGUAUAAUUUUAUGAUUUUUAAUUAGUUUUUGGCCUUAGUAGGCUCAUAUUUAGGUUUACUUGUCAAAGAGUUAUUAAUCUCCCAGAAACAUGCCCGUGUUUCACACCAAAACCAUCGAAGGCAUUUUGGAGCCUGUGGCACAGCAGGUUUCAAGGCUUGUGAUUCUUCAUGAAGAAGCAGAAGAUGGCAAUGCCAUGCCAGAUUUGGAAAGGCCUGUCAUGGCAGUCAGCUGUGCAGUUACCAAUCUCGUUAAGGUUGGUAAGGAGACCAUCAACAGCAGUGAUGACCCCAUCCUCAAACAGGACAUGCCAGCCGCCCUGUACAGAGUGGAAGGGGCUUCCAAGUUACUGGAGGAGGCUUCAGGGAUGCUCAAGGUCGAUCCUUACUCUGGUCCUGCCAGAAAGAAACUUAUCGAAGGUUCAAGAGGAAUUUUGCAAGGAACAUCAUCCCUUCUGUUGUGCUUUGAUGAAUCAGAAGUCAGAAAAAUAAUCCGAGAAUGUAAAAAGGUUCUGGACUACUUGGCUGUAGCAGAGGUCAUCGAAACAAUGGAAGAUUUGGUGCAGUUUUUGAAAGAUCUCAGCCCCUGCCUUAGCAAAGUGUCUCGUGAGGUCGGAGCGAGAGAGAAGGAAUUGACCCAUCAGGUCCAUCGGGAAAUUCUCAUCAGAUGCCUGGACCAGGUCAAGACUUUGGCUCCGAUAUUGAUCUGCAGCAUGAAGAUAUUCAUCCAUAUCAUUUCAUCUGGUGGCAAGGGGGCUGAGGAAGCUGCCGAGAACCGUAACUAUUUGACAUCGAGAAUGACGGACGAACUCCAUGAGAUUAUCAGAGUGCUGCAGCUGACCACUUACGAUGAAGACGAGUGGGACGCAGACAACCUCACGGUCAUGAAGAAGGCACAGAAUGCGAUCCAGAGUAAAAUAAGAAACGCUAAGGACUGGCUCGAGGAUCCUCUUGCUCUGAGAGGAGGGGUCGGUGAGAAGUCAGUACGUCAGAUACUAGAACACGCCCAGGCAGUGGCAGACAGAGCCUUGCCAUCUGACAGGGACACUAUACACAAACUGUGCGGUGACGUCAACACCAUGACUGAGGCACUGUGUGAACUGCGCCAGACCAACAAAGGCACCACUCCACAGGCGGAGAGCUUGGCCCGAGGUAUACAGGAGAAGUUGGGAGAAGUUUGUCGAGCUGUCAGCAACGCUAUCAACAACAUGGACAAGCACGGGGGAGGUCAGAUUGCACACACAGUCAGUGGCCGACUGGAGCAGGCUCAGAGAUGGCUCAGUAGGCCUCAGCAUGAUGAUCAUGGACUGGGGCAGCAGGCUAUAGCUCUCAUUGUCAGCGAGGGCAAGAAGGAUCAACGAAAGGUGGCUGAUGGACUGCCAGGAGUACAGAGGAGUGAGAUAUUGACCUUGUGUGACCAGGUAGACAGACUGUCUAGACAACUCAGUGACCUGUGCCGCCGCGGCCAAGGCAACUCUCCUCAAGCUCAGGAGAUAGCAAGGACCCUAUCUCAGAAGCUGCACGAGCUCAAGGAAAAGAUCCAGAAUGCCGUGGUGAACCGAGUUGUUGAAGAUUUUGUCGACAUUGUUACACCCUUGAAGCAUUUCACUGAAGCUGUCCAUGUUCCUGAAGGUACUCCUGGACGAGAUGUCAAUUUCAAUGACAAGGCAGCAGCUCUCAACGAGUGGUCCACACGGGCUGCUAGAACUGGUCGUAUGGUGGCGGCUGGUGGUAGCGGCGGCAACAAGAAACUGGCUGAGUCACUGGUGUCUGCGGCUUCUCAGGUUGAGUCAUUGACCCCUCAACUGGUCAAUGCUGGUCGUAUCCGACUCAACUACAACGAGAGCAAAGCAGCUGAUGAACAUUUUGACAACCUACGCGCUCAGUACUCUGACAGCGUCGCACGCAUCAGGAACCUCUGUGACGAGGCUACUGACUCGGCUCACUUCAUCAAAAUAUCUGAGGAGCACAUGCAGAAGCACACGGUGAUGUGUGAGGAUGCAAUCGCACGACACGAGCCUCAGAAGUACGUGGAGCAGACGACAUGCAUAGCCAGGCUGGGCAACAGAGUGCUGCAGGUGGCCAAACAAGAGGCAGACAACUCUGAGGACCCGGAGUUUAUAUCAGCUGUGAAUCGUGCGGCAGACAACCUGCAGUCUUCUAUCACCCACAUGGUACAAGAUGCUAAAGCUGUAGCUAUGAACACUCACAACUCUGCCGCAGUUUCUAAGUGGAGGGAAUCCAACAGAGCUUUGCUGAACUCAGUUGGUCAAGUCAGACGAGCUGUUACUGUAAUGCCAGAUAUCAACAACCUUCACAUCAACGACGGAUGGGAGAGAGAGAUUCCUCCCCCUCCACCCCCACCUGCACCUCUGUCUUACUCACCUCCAGAAGAGCCUCGAUACCAACAGCAGCAAUACCGGCCUAACUACUUCGUGGAGAAAGACUCAGAUGAUCUAGUCACGACCACAAUGACCAGAGCUGUGGCUAUCCGCACACUUGCUUUGCCUCCGUAUCAAGCCCCACCCAGUCCUCGGCCUCUGCCAGAAGUAGCCCCGCCCAGGCCACCGCUACCAGGAGGUGAAGUUCCUCCACCUCGACCACCCCCACCGGCGGAGACUGACGAUGAAGAUGACAUGUUCAUGCAUGCACCACUACCAAACCAACCCAUCAUGAUGGCAGCCCACGGACUGCACCAGGAAGUCCGCCAGUGGUCUAGUAAAGACAACGACAUCAUCGCGGCGGCCAAGAAGAUGGCGCUGCUGAUGGGACGACUGUCGCAGCUGGUGAGGGGCGAGGGAGGCACCAAACGAGACCUCAUCGCGUGUGCCAAGGCCAUCGCUGAGGCGUCUGAGGAAGUCACCAGACUAGCCAAGGAGCUGGCCCGCGAGUGUACUGACAAACGCAUGAGAACGAAUUUGCUGCAGGUUUGUGAAAGGAUUCCCACAAUCGGUACCCAGCUGAAAAUCCUCUCUACAGUAAAGGCUACAAUGCUCGGAGCUCAAGAGACACUGCCUCGGUCGGAGAUGGCGGAGCUACAUGGCGGUACGGAGGAGGACCAAGAGGCCACAGAUAUGUUGGUAGGCAACGCGCAGAACCUGAUGCAGUCUGUCAAAGAGACGGUACGAGCUGCAGAGUCUGCGUCCAUCAAGAUCAGGACAGACGCUGGCAUCCGUCUGCGCUGGGUGCGCCGCCAGCCGUGGUACCAGUACUAGGCAGACAGAGCAGUGCCUUUAGUGCCAUAUCAGUGCAAUAGCCGUGCCACAAACUGCUCCCUGCCAGAGCUCCAUGUUUAUUUUUGUAACCCUGUAUACCUUGAAGUUGCUACUACGUACUAGACUAACAAACCACUCACCGUCCUAAGCUUACAACAUAGUUUGCAAGUCUUUUAUAGCAAACUAAUUUAUUGAGGUGCAUGUGGCUAAUUUUCUGUUGUGAAAGCCGUAUUAGUUUACUUAAAGAUUGGUGCGCACUCAAUAUUUGAAUCAUGUUAUUGAUUUAGAGUUUUAAAAUCUGUUAUUCUUAAUGAUUGAACUAAAUUUCAAUGUUUGUUUCUAACCAUAGAAAAACUCAUUUUAUUAGUCUUAUAGUUGAUAGUUGCAUCAAAAUCUUGUGUUUUUUUUGUAGAACUUCAACUUAAAACCUAUCCUUAUCCACCCACAAUUCACGGAUAACUCAUGAGAAUUUUAUUUCCAAGUAAAUAAAAAGCUCAUGUUAGUUGUCUUUCAAAGAAUUAAAUGCUGAUGAAUACACAAUAUAGGUUACAAUACAAUACAUUUACGUUUAUCAUGUUGCUAUAUUGGAUCAAAAUAUUUUUGAAGAGGAUGUUAUAAAUAACUGAUCAAGUGUUUCGUCAUAACCACAGGCUGUUUUAAUAAUAUGUUUACUUCAACUUUAGGUUUUAAGCAUUAGUUUGGCGCUAAUUUAUUUUAUCAUUAAUCAAUUAUUGUCGCCUAAAUUAACAAAACUGUUAGUCAUGUACUUACUGUUUUACCAUUUGUGUUCUAGGUUCUAGUAAUAACUCUUAGUUUGAAAAUAAAUUUCUCCACUCCCUUCCUUGACGCUUCAAGACUACUAUUGAAAGCACUCGGCAAUAUUCAACGAUUUUGUUUGUUAUUUAAUGAUUAAUAUUGUUUACCUCAAAUUCCCCUACUUAGUCGGGCAUUAUUUAGCUAGAUAUUAUAAUUUCAUUACUAUUUUCUUAGAAUUUGAAUUAUUCAUACCACAAUAAGUCUAGUUGUUGACUACUAAUCAAAGUUUAAAGACAAAUGUAGAUCGUAAUCCUUCGUGUCAUAACCUGUAAUGGCAUCUGUUUGUGCAUUUGUCAUUGAAUUAAGCAGUAUUAUUGGUUGUUUGAUGGUGAAGAUAAAUAUUCUUAUCAAUAUCCUUCAUCUUACUAUCAUCUCAAAGUCUAAUCAACUCUAUUGGUUCGUUACUAACUUUUUAUUGAUCCAAAACUUUGACCACUGUCAAGUUAUGGAUCGAUGUGUGAUUGUGUUCAUUUAUUUUAUGUUGUGUAUACAGAUUUUAUGUGUUGUUAAUCCUUUCAAUUUCGAAUUUGAUAGUGAAAUUUUUGUUUUAAUGUGUUCUGUUUUUAUUUACAUUUAUAACCAAAAGUAGUUUUAAUUUAUUUAUAUUGAAAUCUAACACUGAUCAACAACGAAUUUAAUAAAUCAAUUUUGUCAUCAACAUCGACAAAAAAGGUUGUUCUAUUUUUGAAAAUUUUGUCUAAUCAUUAGUUUUAGUUGUGUACACCAUAUUUAAUUGAGUUGUGAAGUUAACAAAAAUGUUUGUGUACAGUGUAACAGACUUUAAUAAUUUGAUUUUGGCCUUGUAAAUGUUUAACUACAAAAUAUAUUUAGGAUAUAACAUAUAUAUUUUUACUAGCGCAUAUUUAUAAAAGUUUUAUUUUUACUAUUCAAUUAUUAAAUACUUAGGUGUAGAUAAUAGUAUUGAGUAUAACUAAUCUGUUAACCAGUCAAAUAUUCACUCUUGGUAUAAUUUCUUGGUAGUAAAUUACUAAGAUUGUAAGUAGUUAAGUAUUCUGUGUUAACAAUGAGUUAGAUGCUUACAUAGCAUUUUGAUGGUUCCUGAACUGUUUUGAAACUGGCACUUUGUGACUAAAACGUGUUCUUAAACGUCUUUGGUGUUGCAACAAUGAAAUUUUUUUGGCUGUAAACAGUUCAAGAACCGACACAAGUUUAACUGCACAAUCACUCGCACUAGCUCCGCCUUAGAAUUGCUCACGAUAUACAGAUAGACUGCUUUUCCUGUUGUUCUUUAUGAGAGUUUACUGCAUGUUGACUUUCUGUCUAGAAAAUUGUGUGCCUCAGAAUUUACAUUCAUUGAUUUACGUUUUGCAAUAUAGGAAAGAAACUUUGGAGAAGAUAAGAGGAAUGGUCUUUUCAUCACUUUGUACAGAAAGUAGCUAUUUUCAAUAACAGCUGAUAUAAAAAAAAAAUUAUUGUUUCCAAAGCUAUAAUUAAAAGCAACGGAGAAACAAUCAGCUGAUUUGUAUUGUUCUUAAUCAGUUCUCCUUUUGUCCCCUACGUGCCCUGGUUUUUAUGCAUUUUUUUUAAGUCCCACCUCCUAGGACGCUAAGUUACAGCCCGUAACUGUUUACACAUUACUUCAGGCUAGUUCUAAAGGGUGUGGCAUUUUAACAUAGAUAAAAUCCAUUGCGAAUUGGCGGGAUUUGAACCCGGGACCUGGGGCUCCAAAGCCCCGCUCUACCACUAGAACAGAUCGCUCCCCAGUACGCAUUCACUUUACUAAUUAUUAUUAUAAUUGAAAUAAGCAGUGUUUACUGUUUAAACAAUCUAAAUGUAAACAAAAUUGGAAUUUACAUUGUGAUAAAAAGCAUUGUUCAUAACUUGAACCAAAAGUGAUUUUUUGGACACUAGCUCCAAUUAUUCCUGUCCUUGUCUUAGCGUUGUAUGUGAAACUCAUUCUCACAUUCUUAGCUUCACCUAGCACGUGAAAUGUAAUGUUCCAGUGUUUUUAUCUUUCCUCACACAUGAAACUUGAGCAUACACAUAGAAAUGUUACUUUCGGUUCUUGUAUGAAGUAUACUAUUUUUUUAGGUCUCUUUAUGUGGGUGCCAGAAUAAUGCGUGUCAAAUUGUUUUACAUCUAAAAAGUAUAGACCUUAGGUUCCAUGGAGGUUUAAUUGUCAUUGUCCUAUUAGGUCCGUAAACACUAAAAGUGCCUAUAAUACCUCUUAAUAAUUGGUAAUGUAAUAAUUUUUUAAGCAGCAAACCUGCAAACUAAACAUAAUACCAGUUGCAUUUAUGUCUUUAUGUAUUAAUCCAGCAAAUAAAAUUACAUAUGUUUGAUGCAGUAAAGGUUCAAAUAAGUUCUUAGUAGAUCCAAAUAUUAAGCAUAUGCUCGUUUGGAUGGAUUAAUUAUUUUUACUUUCACCACAAACUUUCAUUGUAUUGUUAUUAAAUUUUAAAUAUACAAAAAAACUUAUUUUCAAUUUUUUGUACUAUUUGUGCCAAUAAAUUUAGUACAUUGUAUUACAUUACAAUGAAAAGAAUAUAAGACAAAGAGUGCAUUAAGUAAAGAGAAUUUUAAGGGUUAACAAGAAAUGAAUUUGGGAGUCUUUGACAAAGUUCAAAGAUAACAAGCAUAAGCUUUGAAUAGAAAUCUGAAUGUAAAUUCUGCAUCCACUUCACUUACCGUAAGAAUGUAAAAAAUAUGUAGUCAAUUAAUAAAUUAACUUGUUAACACCACACUAAUUAUUGAUUGUAACAACUAUUAUUAGGCCUAAGGAGAAAUGUUACUAUAUGCAUAGAAUGUAAGUGCUAACAAUACUUAUUGUGUUUAUUUAUUGUUAUUUAUUUAUUUGUUUGGUAACUAUAUUUAGUUGUGGAUGUGACUCCUUUUAACAUUUCAUGACAGUUGUUCAAUGUUCAUAGUUUUAUUUAAUGAUUGCAAUAUCUUAAGUCUUCCUCAAUAUUUACGUUGUGAAACCCAUAUUAUCUUUCACAUAUAAUUUUGUAACUACUUUUCUGAAUGAUUCUUAAUAUACUUGAUUGAAAUAUA
Messenger RNA from Macrosteles quadrilineatus (aster leafhopper), 7096 nucleotides. Its product is annotated as vinculin-like. Lineage: Eukaryota; Metazoa; Arthropoda; Insecta; Hemiptera; Cicadellidae. Bases 143 to 3265 code for a protein of 1040 amino acids. Gene Ontology annotation, molecular function: actin filament binding. The record is from RefSeq and is a predicted model, not a curated record. The transcript has 26 exons. Gene Ontology annotation, biological process: cell adhesion.